AUGGCACCGGAACUUCUAAUGAAUAGCCCAGCAGUUACUGAAGCUUCGCUCGCUGAUUUCAUGAUGGCUGACAUAUGGGCGUUCGGUAUGGUUGUGUUCAAUUUAAUCAACCCAGGAUUACAGCAUCCGUACGAACUAAAUAUGAAGAACCACGUAAGAACGCCAUUAAUUUUGUUUCAAGAAUUUGCGAGGAAGAACGAGAGGCCAGUUAUGCAAUCAAAGUACGAAUCGCUGCAAAGUGGUGAAUGGGCCGGCUUGAAGAACACGUUUGAAUUGUGCACUACAUUUGAACCUUUGUCACGACCAUCCAUCAAGAAU
Messenger RNA from Paramuricea clavata, 318 nucleotides. NCBI's taxonomy places the organism in Eukaryota, Metazoa, Cnidaria, Anthozoa, Malacalcyonacea, Plexauridae. The record is from the annotation of a GenBank genome assembly.